This is a messenger RNA of Penicillium waksmanii, 3558 nucleotides long. RefSeq lists its product as uncharacterized. The coding region runs from base 1 to 3558 and encodes 1185 amino acids. NCBI's taxonomy places the organism in Eukaryota, Fungi, Ascomycota, Eurotiomycetes, Eurotiales, Aspergillaceae. The transcript has 12 exons. Gene Ontology annotation, molecular function: acyltransferase activity; acyl-CoA dehydrogenase activity; flavin adenine dinucleotide binding. The record is from RefSeq and is a predicted model, not a curated record.
AUGGCCAAUUCAUUACAAACACAGCCUCCCCCAACAAGCUUCUACCAGCUGUCUUACCCCAAGCCUGGGAUUAUCCUAGUGACCAUCAACCGGGAAAAACAACGCAAUUCUCUACCUGCAGAAGCACACUGGGAAGGCCAUGCGUUAUUCUCAUGGUUCGAUGAGGAGCCAUCCCUACUGGUCGCAGUGGUCACCGGCGCAGGCGAGAAGUCGUUCUGCGCCGGUCAAGAUUUGACCGAGCAAGCUACUUCGCGUCGCGGACCUAAGACUGCGGCCCAACAGGCUGUUAUGAACCACCCUCCCAGCGGCUUUAUGGGUCUCAGCCAGCGAAGAGGAAGAAAACCUGUUCUGGCGGCCGUCAAUGGCUUUGCGCUCGGAGGUGGAUUCGAAAUUUGUCUCAAUUGCGAUAUCAUCGUCGCAUCUCCAGAGGCUCAAUUCGGGUUACCAGAAGUUGCUGUGGGCCUGUACGCCGCAGCAGGCGGUCUUCCUCGACUGAUGCGAAUCGUGGGACUGCAACUCGCUUCCGAGAUUGCAAUGACCGGUCGUCGACUCUCUGCCCAAGAGGCUCUAGACUACCGAUUGAUAAAUCAAAUCUCGAAAUCCCCGCAAUCCGUCGUGGAAGAAUGCAUCGAAAUGGCAGUCCGCAUCACCAGCUUCUCGCCGGACGGGAUUAUAGUUACUCGGCAAGGAUUGCGGGAGGCCUGGGACAAUCCAAGCGUGGAACAUGCAACUACGCGAACAAGACAUGAAUAUGUGAAUAAGCUCGUUGCCGGUGACAACUUCAAGAUUGGCGUCGAGGCGUUUGCCAUGAAGAAGAAGCCCAAAUGGGUCCCAUCGCUUAUCAUCGGCGUUGCCGACAUCAAAAACCGAUCGGCCAAGCCUGAGGAUGCGAAAGAACCGGCGACUUUAAUGCUGGAAUCCAUCAAUGCAGCCAUCAAUGAUGCAACCACCUCAUCAACGGCCGAAGCAAAGCUACGGUCCAGUAUUGACAGUAUCGACGUCGUGAAGACGUGGACAUGGCCAUAUUCAGAUUUACCUGCACUUCUAGGAGAGAAACUUGGCGUGCAGCCCAGACACAAAAGCUACACUGACCACGGUGGAAAUCAACCAGCGAAGCUUUUGGAUGAUGCUGCGAGGCGUAUCGCGACUGAAGAGAGCCACGUCGCUGUGCUGACGGGUGCUGAAGCUCUUGCGUCUUUGGCUGGCUGUGUCAAGGCAGGUCAAAUGCCACCUCCUGGAUGGACUACCGGUCCAGAAACUGAGUCAGUGACGGAUGUCUUUACUCCAACUGGACGGGAACUCAAGAGGAAUAUCGGAGGCAUUCACUCAGUGGGAGCCCCAAUCCACAUCUAUCCAUUGUACGAAAAUGGAUUCCGAGCCCAUCGUGGUCAAUCAAUCGAAGAAAACCAUGAAGAGUCCGCCAUUCUUUACGGCAAUUUUAGCGAGGUCGCGGCGUCGAAUCAGUAUGCGUGGAACUAUGGCCAGAAACCUGAAACCACGCAUUCAAUUGGGACGAUCUCCAAGAAAAACCGAAUGAUUUGUUUUCCAUAUCCCCUCUUGAUGAACGCAUUCAAUACGGUCAAUUUGGGCGCGGCUUGUAUUGUUACUUCAACCGACUUUGCGAAGCAUCUUGACAUCCCAGAAGAUAAAUGGAUAUACCCUCUUGGUGGUGCUGGAUUUAGAGAACGCGACCUGUUCUGGGAGCGACCAAACUUCUUCGAAAGCUCUGCCAUCUCCCAAUCGCUUGACAAAUGCCUAGAGCUCAGCUCGCUGAAAACAGCGGAUAUUGAUAUCUACGACAUGUAUUCGUGUUUCCCCAUCGUCCCAAAACUCGCAUGCCACCAUCUUGGACUUUCGAUUACUAAACCAGAGAAACCAAUCACUGUUCUCGGUGGUUUGACCUCAUUUGGAGGUGCUGGGAAUAACUAUUCCAUGCAUGCUAUUACCGAAAUGGCUCGCCAACUUCGCGGAGGCUCUGCUCGCAACGGCCUUAUUCUAGCCAACGGCGGUUUCUUGUCUUACCAGCAUGUGAUUUGUAUCUCGAACAGGCCGCGAAAAGAUGGAAGUCAAUACCCAGACAGCAGUAUUUUCAAUACUACUAUCCCCGAUCCCAUCCCGCCUAUAGAUUCCGAAGCUGAAGGGAAGUCCCAGAUAGAGACAUAUACGGUUGAAUUCGGCCGUGAUGGACGUCCGACUCUUGCGCAUAUUACCGAUGAAAGCAAAGCAAAUACAUUAAUUGCUACCAUUCAAUCGACACUUUUUGAGCAUAAUGGCGGCGACUCUCUUGAGAUUAAAAGCAUUUGGGGACCCCUUAUUCCCCUCAGAUUCCAGUCGCAUCGCUCACGGUUUACGCGUCCUCUGCAUGCGCGUGCUACAGAGUUCCUACAGAAUCAAGACCCAGAUCUCUCUGAUUCCCAACGCACCGUACGUGAGGCCGUCGGCAAGAUCUGCUCGGAUUUCCCAGAUGAGUACUGGGCCCGAAUAGACGAAACGAAGAAAUUUCCAACAGAGCUUUAUGACGCGCUAGCAUGCCAGGGCUGGUUGGGCAUCUGCUUGCCACAGCGUUAUGGGGGUUCCGAGCUGGGCAUUUCCGAGGCAGCAGUGAUGAUGCAGACGAUUUCAGAAUCUGGCGCUGGCAUGACCGGUGCUUCGUCCAUACAUAUGAAUAUCUUCGGUCUAGAGCCGGUUGCAAAAUUCGGGACGGAUGAGCAGAAGGAAAGGUGGCUACGACCCUUGAUUGCCGGUCGCGAGCGAGCCUGUUUUGGAGUCACAGAGCCAAACACCGGUCUUGACACACUGAAGCUACAGUCCACAGCUCGUCGACAUGGAGAUGGAUACAUACUCUCAGGGCAAAAGAUCUGGAUUUCGACGGCACAACAGGCAGACAAAAUCCUAAUUCUGGUUCGCACAACACCCCGCGAUCAGGUACGAAAGCCGUCGCAGGGACUAUCCCUAUUUUACACCGACCUUCAAGUUCCUGAAGUCGAGAUCACGGAAAUACCUAAGAUGGGCCGUGCCGCUGUCGAUACCAAUACUCUCUUCUUUGAUGAGUGGCAUGUGCCGGAAAUCGAUCGUGUGGGACCAGAGGACGAAGGCUUCAAAAUGAUUAUCCAUGGAAUGAACGCUGAGAGGAUCUUGAUUGGCGCCGAAGCACUCGGCUUGGGAUUUGCAGCUAUACGGCGAGCGGCAUUAUACGCUGGUGAAAGGAAUGUGUUCGGUCGUCCUAUAGGACAGAACCAGGGCGUUCAACAUCCCCUUGCGGAGAGUUGGAUGAAAUUAGAGGCUGCCCGUAUGGUGAUUUACCAAGCGGCUCGUUUAUACGACGAAGGCUACCAGGGCGGAGAGUAUGCGAAUGCUGGAAAGUACCUGGCUGCCGAAGCUGCAUUUGAGGCCUGUGAGAGAGCGAUACUUGCUCACGGGGGCAUGGGGUAUGCGAAAGAAUAUCAUGUAGAGAGGUAUCUUCGUGAGGUCUUCAUUCCUCGUAUCGCCCCUGUGAGCCGGGAGAUGAUUUUUAACUACAUUGGGGAGAGGGUGCUUGGGCUACCUAAAUCAUACUAG